Molecule: messenger RNA, 729 nt
Organism: Diaporthe citri
Lineage: Eukaryota; Fungi; Ascomycota; Sordariomycetes; Diaporthales; Diaporthaceae
Exons: 3
Coding region: 1-729 (242 amino acids)
Molecular function (GO): oxidoreductase activity
Source: RefSeq, a predicted model, not a curated record
AUGGGAUCCAUCGCCAGGGCUUUCCGGCCAGCCCCAUACGGCCCCUCCGUCAAGCUGCCUGAUCCCUAUCCGACGGAUACUGACUUCCCGCUCUCUCUCGCUUCACCCAAGCCAAAUGGAGACACAUUGGAUCUCGUUGCUGAGGUGGAAGAGCUGUCUUCAAGCGGCGAACUAGAAAGACUCCUGAAUAAACACGGCACGAUAUACUUCCAAGGUUUGGGUCUGAAGAAUGCCGAAGAGUUCUCUCGGUCCGCACAUGCCUUUGGCUGGGCUCCACAUGAGGAUAUUGGUAACCCGGUGCGGCGUGUCGUCCAUGCGAAGAACGUCGCUUCUGCCAACGAGGGACCAAACACUCAACCCGUGUAUCCAUACAAUGAGUUCGGAUUGAGUCCGCAUUAUCCAGCAUACGUCUUCUUCUAUUGCGUCUCACCUCCGGCCACAGGUGGCGAGACUCCGAUCAACAACUCUAUUAUCCUAUACCGCCGUCUGAAGGAGAGGCACCCCGAGUUCAUUGAAGAAGUUGAGAAAAAGGGCGUCAAAUACCAGCUGUUCUACGACAAUGCCCCUCGAGAUCAAACCUCAUCAGCCCGGAAUUCAGUCUUGCAAGCUCACGGAGGAACAUUUCUGGACAGUGACGACACGGAGACUGCGAGGGCGAAGAUCGAGGCCGAGAUCAGACGUCUGCCAACAGCGACGUGGGGCUGGGAGAACCAGUCCGGGGGCAACUAG